AUGUUUAGCCAGGGCGUCGAGCGAGCCUGGAAGCCUGGGAGCCAAUAUAGGCAAGAUAUAAAUAUAUCCAACUGGGCCCUGUUCCAGGAUCGUUUUAUGCGCGGAUGGAAGAACUGGGCCGACGGGUUCGAACCUACGUUUUUUUGGCAGGUACACUUGCCAGCAUUCCAUGCAUACAAUUAUGGAUCGAACAUGCCAAUACCAAUUAGCCCGGGCAUAUACGGGCUUUUGGAGGAAACAUAUUUGCCGGAGCCGCAUAAAGAGGAGUCGGACCAAAAGUCGUUAAACGGGACAAAAGGCGGCGAGGGUGAAAAUGGGGAGGAUAUGCCAGUCCGAAAGGGUGGAAACAGCGACAUGGAUGUGGACGUGGACGAGGAUAAGGAUGAGGAUGGAAACGGUGAGAAUAACGGGGACGACGGGGACGACGGGAACGACGGUGACAACAAUGGGGACGGCGGGAACGACGAGGAAGAAGACCAGGACGAAGAAAGUUACGAACAGAUGAUAAGCGACAGUCAAGGGUUAAAAACCCUUAUCGACGGGUUACGUGAUCGUUUUGACCUGGAGAACAUCGGCGCCAUAUCCUACGCAGUGGCUGUGUGCAUUUAUUGCGUCGAAGAAGGGCCAGACGGAACGAAAGAAGUCCGAUGCCUCACAGUCGACCGCAACCAAAUUGCGGUCGAAUAUCCCCAAAAAGACUACACGUUUUAUCCCCAAGCCUUCCACCCGGCGUACGGCAACAUGUCGUCGCCGUCCCCGCCGGAGUUUCUCAAACCUCUAACGACAAUAAUAAAAAGCAAUGCGAGCAGGCGCAACGAAAGCGCCGACGUAUUGUCGUUUGGUUACUUCCAAGGGUAUUCCAAUGUUAAACGGAACGUGCGCCAUAGCCCUAAGGACCUUUUACCCACCAAAGGGUUCGCUACUGCCGCUUUUACAAUCCCGGCGACGGACGCCGCCGCCACGGCGGCGGCACGUGACCGGCGGAAAAACUUGAUUAAUAUAAUGCGUGGGGUAAAGUCACCAAAGUACCCAAAUGCAACCAAGCCGUUUGCCCGCGAGCUGUUUCAAAUGGAGACCGCUAUCGAGCAGAACGAGUUUGCAUAUAGGUUGGAACAAGUGCUUUCCAUUAAUAUUGCAAAUAUAAAGGCCGGUAAACAGCGCACCUUUACCGCAAUAUUCCGGCCAAUUUUCCAGCUUAUACGCUUCUUCCUUUUGCAACAGGGGUCCUUUGUCCACAUCUUUCGCUCACUGUCGCCAGCCGUUUUCCCGAGGAUAUUUAGCGCAUAUUACCGCCUAUUUAAGCUGGCACAUGACGAAAUGGAUCGCCGGUUCGUCCGAGGACACGAAUUUGGUUUGGACCUGGCCAAUUCGGAAGGCACCGCGUUUUUGGACCGGAUGGAGUUGCGAUUCCAUUACGGGCCACGGAUUGCGUCCAACCGGGAAAGCAACAUUUGGUUUUCUCUGCUUGGCGGAAACGCAUUCUCCACCCCUUUUAGGGUAGAAAAAUUCCUCAAAAAGUUGAUCGAAGAGGUUUGGAUCCCGGAAACCAGAACGUUUUACAGCAUGUUGCUCAGGCGCCGGCUCACUACAAGCCACAAAGACGCCGGCCGCAUAUUUUCACUUGGCGAAACGGAGCAGUGCCAAAUGGCCAUCCGGGAAUGGGACGCAAGCCAGGAUCCGUUUAGCUUGGCGCAAUUACAGCUGCUAUUCGAGGGUAUGGAUCGCCGUGCUCCGAAAACCACGUCGCGCACGCCGCACGAUUUUGUCGCUUCCAUAUUCGCAUCGACCGAAAACACCAAAGAUUGGAAAAAAAUCGCGUCCAAAAACGCAUCAUGGUACCCAACAUUCCAACACGCCUUUUUACAAGCCCCAAAAAAAGCCGGCCCAAACACCGUCGCACGUGGGGAAUGGGGCCCGAUUAUAACAAACUGUUUCCUCGCAUCCGGGGUCGAAUGGGUACCUGGCGCGGUCAAAGGGAGGCUCACGGCAACAGUGGCGAUUAAGCUGCAGGGGACGGCAAACGCAGCGCCCAAACUGGCGGGCAGGCCGGGGUCUUUGCUGCGGGUCGCCGAAGAGGCGCGGCGCAGGAACGAGAUAAAAAUGGAGUUCCUGGCGUCGCAGCAGCGUAGGAAAACUGGAUUAAUCGAUUUCGAUUGUGCGAUCCCGUUCGUCAAGGUGCCUAAUUUAAUAUAUCAGGGUUAUACCCAAACCAAACACAUUUUUGCCGACAAGGGCGACCAAAAAUUCACCGUGGCACCCAAGCGCAAAAAUCCGGCACAACUGGCGUUUGUUAUGGUUACAAAAAUAAUAUGGCAACUUUUCCCGUCGAAGUUCACAUGGACGAAAAACCCCAACAAAGCGGCGUAUAACGUUCCAGAAAUGACUAAGAAAAUAGCCCCGAAAAGAGUUGGAGGAGAGGCUGAGAAGGCUGACCAAAGCGCGCAAUAG
Messenger RNA from Pyricularia oryzae 70-15, 2448 nucleotides. RefSeq lists its product as uncharacterized. Bases 1 to 2448 code for a protein of 815 amino acids. The record is from RefSeq and is a predicted model, not a curated record. Lineage: Eukaryota; Fungi; Ascomycota; Sordariomycetes; Magnaporthales; Pyriculariaceae. The transcript has 4 exons.